Molecule: messenger RNA, 921 nt
Organism: Cyphellophora europaea CBS 101466
Lineage: Eukaryota; Fungi; Ascomycota; Eurotiomycetes; Chaetothyriales; Cyphellophoraceae
Exons: 3
Coding region: 1-921 (306 amino acids)
Biological process (GO): translation
Cellular component (GO): cytosolic large ribosomal subunit; ribosome
Molecular function (GO): structural constituent of ribosome; RNA binding
Source: RefSeq, a predicted model, not a curated record
AUGGAGGAGAAUCCAUCUCUAGUCAGAGGCUCCUCACCGGUCGACGCAUCCUCCUACGACCCAGUCAAGAAUGCCAAAAACAGAAAAUACCAGCUCCCUCCCAGCAGAUACCAAUACCGUUCACCUCGGUACUAUCGCGGACCUUUGCACCCACAUCAACCGCCGCCACCCCAUGACCCGUCCUCCCGCGAGUUCGUCCCUGGGCCAUUCUCCAAUCCACGGUUGGAGCAGACCUAUCAUUCCAUCAUCGCCCCGGACUUCAUGACUAUGUGCUAUCAACACACGCCUCCUGGAUUUCGAGCUCCGGCCAAAGGUCCGCGACUGAGGCCGUGGAUUGGCGAGAGCCCUUACUUCAAGAACCGUCCAGUGCGCGGACCUAGAGGAGGAGACGUCCUGCGCCUGCUACGCAAACCAAUUACAUUUAACAACAUUCCUCAGCUAAAACGUGUUACGGUGCACGCCUUCAUAAGAGAUGCCGCGUCCAAAGGCUCACCUCCGCUCCACGCCGCUGGUCUGCUGCUGCAGUCGAUCACGAACAAGCGAGUGGAAGUCCAUCGUGCCAAGAAGUCGGUGUCUCAAUGGUCCCUCAUCGCUGGCAAGCCCAUCUCCUUGACGGUGGAUCUGGAGGGUGAAGAUAUGUACCAUUUCCUCAGCAAGGUGAUCACGGUCGUGCUACCGAGAAUCAAGGAUUGGAGGGGUGUGAGAGCUACGACGGGCGACAGUUCUGGCAACUUGACGUUUGGGCUGGAGCCGGAGACGGUCGCGGCGUUUCCGGAGGUAGAGACAAACUACGACGCGUACCCACCCAAGAUGAUACCGGGUAUGCACAUCACGAUCCACACGAGUGCGGACACCGACAAGGACGCCCGAUUGCUUCUUCAACAACUAGGUGUCCCAUUCUACGGCAAGAUUGUAGACUAG